Colletotrichum spaethianum is the source of this 972-nucleotide messenger RNA. Its product is annotated as enoyl-CoA hydratase domain-containing protein 3, mitochondrial. Bases 1 to 972 code for a protein of 323 amino acids. The transcript has a single exon. Gene Ontology annotation, molecular function: hydro-lyase activity. Lineage: Eukaryota; Fungi; Ascomycota; Sordariomycetes; Glomerellales; Glomerellaceae. The record is from RefSeq and is a predicted model, not a curated record.
AUGCAAUUUCCCAAGCUUCCGGCGAAGGCCGCAUACCUCCAUUUAAGGAAUCCGGCGAAACGCAAUGCCCUUAGUCUCGAGACUCUGGAGGAUCUCCGUACACAGCUCCUCUCGUACCUUACGUCACCAACGACUGGCAGGGUUUUGACUCUCCCUGCCUUCAAACCCUCAAUCUUAUCCGAACUCGAGGCUGCAAGUCAGUAUGCCGAGUCUGGUUCAGGCGGCUCAUCGGAGCAUAGUUGGCUAGUUGAUGCUACGGAAUGGAAGCGUGAGCGGGAGGGUUUGCCCAAUGUACUCGUCAUGCGCAGCUUUGGCCCCGUUUUCUCGUCAGGUCACGACUUGAAGCAGCUCGCAUCGCUCUCACACGUCGAAGUGAAGCGCACAUUCGCCCUGUGCGCUGACAUCAUGUCCCUUAUCCGACAUAGCCCGGCACCCGUUGUCUGUCCCAUCCAGGGCCUCGCGACAGCAGCUGGGCUGCAGCUCGCACUGUCGACGGACUAUCCCAUUGCCCUCUCCACCACCAGGUUCCAGCUGCCUGGUGCUAGCAUCGGACUCCCGUGCACGAGCCCCGCCACCGCCGUAUCCCGUCGACUCCCGCCGGGUCAGGCGUACCGACUUCUUCUUUCUGCAGAAGCGGUUACAGCGGACGACAUGCGGGGUGCCGUGGAUGUGGUGCCGACCCCCGAUCAUGCAGAGUCCACGGACACGGCUGCCGCAGCUUUCGAGGAGCGCGUAGCAGAGGUAGUCGAGCGGCUAGCGGGGACUGCAGGACAACCAAUGGGUCUUGGAAAGUGGGCAUUCUGGACGCAGCUCGGCAUCAAGGGCGAAAGUGUUGAUGAGAGAGGAGGUGACGGGUAUGAGGACGCUGCAAGCUGGGCCGGCCAGGUCAUGGCGUUGCAUGCGCGAAGCGCAGACGCAAGAGAAGGCAUCGCAGCUUUCAUUCAGAAGCGGAACCCAGCAUGGCAGACGUAA